Molecule: messenger RNA, 699 nt
Organism: Nematocida homosporus
Lineage: Eukaryota; Fungi; Microsporidia
Product: protein farnesyltransferase/geranylgeranyltransferase type-1 subunit alpha
Exons: 1
Coding region: 1-699 (232 amino acids)
Biological process (GO): protein prenylation
Cellular component (GO): cytoplasm
Molecular function (GO): protein prenyltransferase activity
Source: RefSeq, a predicted model, not a curated record
AUGACUUCACUUCUCCGCUUUAAACACCAUUCAGUCUAUCUUCUAACCAUUGAUAAACACAAGCAUAACAUUCACAACAAGAUCUACACUUUUGAGUCUCUUUCGGUUCUAAAUGAACUCCUUUACUAUGCACCAAGUGAUUAUAGCUUGUGGAUGGAUCGCAGGCAGCUAAUCGCCCACAUACCCACAACAGAGUAUACCAUGGAGCAAGAGUUCCAAUGGACGAAACAAACUGCCGCCGAGAACCAAAAGAACUACCAAGUAUGGAACCAUCUCCUCUUUGUAGUUAAGCAGUUAAAAUAUGACAUCACUCGCGACCCAGAUAUUUAUAACAUGGCCAAAGAAGAGCCUAAAAACAUCCACUUCUGGGGAUUCUUCCUUAGCACAGUUAAGUUAUUUAGUUCACAUGAAAGAGCCAUAGCCUUUGCCACUAUCUUCAUCAAACUAGACAUCCGCAACAACUCAGCCUAUGCCAUCAAGUAUGCCCUCUUAUCUCAUUUCUUACCCCUUUGUUCUGAAAUAGAGAGACUCGCGUACAUUCAGCUCGAACAGACCUUUCUAGGCAAAAUCAACCGCUUAAAGAACAACCCCGCAUUCUGGAACUACGUCAGUGCUCUUCCACGUCUUGACCCACAAUUUCAAGGGAUCCACAGCCAAUGUUCGGCCGCCCAUGAAGACUCUAACUACCACGAAGAUUAA